UGUACGUACUCGGAUGAUUCUCUCGGUGGAGCAGCACUCAGUGCGCUGCAAGCGCUCGCAGCUCGCAUGUCCGCUUUACGCUUUUUCCGGGAAAAGCUGGUUAAAAAUCGUUAACGCCUAAAUGACAGUGCAAAUGUUCCUCCUGACCAAUGGUAUGAAAAUCUUUUAGUCGAGCCAAACUUAAGCUGAUCGCAGUGAUAACUGAAAUGUCCUUUUUUUUUAACUAUAAAUUACUAGUGCGCGAGAACGAAAAUCGAAAAGUUUAACCAGUUUGUAGAUUUUUGUUGGGGAACUGAUUGGCUGGAACAGUGAACGAAGUGAGUGCGAACGAGCAGAAUUUUGCUUAAUCCAAUGAAAGAUUGAAUUCGCAACAUAAGUGAAUCGUAAUUUUAAUGAGAAUUUUUAAUUCCCAAUGCCGGUAAAAAUGUUUCGGUCAUAAUACAAUAAAAUACCGCAAGUUUUAUGUAGUUAUAAUAAAUUAUUAAUAAUGCAACAGUGCUUAAAGCGAAGUGCAUAUUCAAAGAAAUUCUUACUAGAUUCCACCUUUUUAAUUGAUACUCGAAGAGACUUGUAAACGAAUCUUCUAUCUAAAAAUACCAAUAAAUGGAGACAAACAGAAUGUAAAUGCAAUAAAAUGUACGAAACAAUUGUUCACACAACAAAAGUUCUGUUUUCAUGUUUUAAAUGGUGUAACAGCAUUUUACUGCGCUGAUGAAAAACUUUUUGCCACCGUUGUAUCCGAAGCGAACGCGGACACUGUUAAUUUUAGAGGCGAAACCUUUCGGUCCGGGAUUCCAGAUGCCAAUAAACCGACAGGAAGAUGUAUGAAGCCGCGAUUCUGAUGUAAACGUGUGCACGCUAUGAGGAUGAUUAAAGACCGCGCCGCGACAAAAGAACCCUUCUUACCGCGUUUUUGGACAAUUGUUUCGAGCGUCACUCCAGCGAGAACGAACUCGGCGAAGCAGCGAUUCAAGAAUCUAAGGGAGUUCGGAAGUGUGUUUUGAAAAUAUCCUCAUCAAGUGCGACGAGGCCGGAAGAGACGCCGGAUUACCGACAAGGUCACUGAAUAUGUAUAGUAAAGAAAUACGAAGCGAUAGAAAAUACUAGGUUUUAGAUAUGCAUACAAAAAUUGUACAAAGUGUCUGUGGAAUUUAACAUCGGAUCAAUAGUAUUCAUACGAAUACGAGGAGAACGAGCGAGGUAGCACUUGGAACAUUAAUAAAAUCAGUAUGCUAUUAAAAUUGAGUGUGCUCGGCUCUCGCAGAGUCAAGAGGUAGUGAGAGUCGAAAUGAAAAUGAAAAUGAAAACAAAUAAAAUAGUCGUCUCUCGUAGAAAAUUGAACAAUAGACGUUGUAAUAAUAAUAAUAAUAAUAAUAGUAAUGUCGCCGAUAGAUUGAAUACGUUCCCAAUUACGAUUCUAUAAUACUCGUUGCUCUUGUGAUAAAUAUUAAAAGGAACUGAGGAUGGUGACGUGAACUCGAGAGGGAAGAUAGAAUUGAUGAGGAAUCGAGAAGAGUUGAAAAUGAUGGGAACGAGCCUCGAGGCAUUCAACAGCACCAGUUAUUACGAUGCUGAUCAAUUAUCGGAGAACUUGACGAGCAAAGAGAAUCCGAUCGAGGAAUGCAAACAAGAAAUCAAUUCGAGCGGUCUCUUUGAUUUCGUGAUCUACGGCGUACUGAUGAACCUGAUCGGACUCUUCGGAAUAUUCGGUAACGCGAUCUCGAUGAUCAUUCUCUCUCGGCCGCAGAUGAAAUCAUCGAUCAAUUACCUACUAAUCGGCCUGGCCAGAUGCGACACCAUGUUAAUUAUCAUUUCGAUAUUAAUUUACGGCUUACCUGCGAUUUACGCGUACACUGGCCUGAUGUUCAACUACAAGUUCAUCGUCUAUCCAAAAAUAGUCCGAUUCUUGUACCCGUUGUCGUGCAUGGCGCAAAUAGCGACGGUGUACUUGACUCUGACCGUGACGCUGGAAAGGUACAUCGCCGUCUGUCAUCCCUUGAGGGCCAGAUCCUUCUGUACCUGCGGGCGAGCACAAUUGGCCGUUCUGAUUAUCGUCAUAUUUUCGUUCGUUUACAAUCUUCCAAAAUUCUGGGAGGUAGAAUAUUACACGGAAAUACACUGGAAGUACAACGUCACUGUGUAUUGUCUACAGUCAGCGGAUUUGAGGGGCAACGAGUUGUACGUCACGCUCUACGUCCAUUGGAUGUACUUCUUCAUCUGCUAUCUCUUCCCAUUCCUCGCCUUGGUGAUCUUCAACGCGACCAUUUAUCGAAGGGUGAGGAAGGCGAACAGAGAUCUGCAGCAACUAUCCCGUCACCAAAGACGCGAGAUUGGUCUGGCGACGAUGUUGCUCUGCGUCGUGAUCGUCUUCCUGAUCUGCAACAUCCUGCCGCUUGCCUCGAAUAUUCACGAGACAUUCCUGAGCGAGCCGCCACUCCCAUUGGUGCAGAUGGGCAACCUCCUCGUCACGAUCAACAGCAGUAUAAACUUCAUCAUCUACGUGAUCUUCGGUAGGAAAUUCAAGAAGAUAUUCCUGAGGCUGUUCUGCAACCCGAACCUGUUCGGCCCGGGCCGAGACAGCCCGGAAUUUCCAACAUACGACGAGUCGAUCAUCACCAACAUGACCAACAUAGAGUUAAGGAACUCGAUCAGGCAUUAUUGCCUGAACAGAUCGAACACCAUCAGCAGGAACAAUAAUUCGGUCUCAAACGGUAGCAUGAGACAAAGCAUGAAACUGGGCAGGCCGGCCAGCCCGGGACCUUGCGUUUAUUAUCCCGCGAGGAGCCCCGUGAGAAGCCCGAGCCAGACGUCCAGAACGUCCAGCGCGCAGAACGGGUGGAGCAAAAAAGACAUAGAUCCCGCGCUGUAGUGAAUCACGGAUAGUCUGAUUCCGAUAAAUCGCUUGUGGAUGACAAUGCACAAUUGUGCCACGUAGGAUAAAAUUGAAUGUCCUUUAAAACGAUCUCCCAAGUCGGGCGCGUACAGAAAUCAAUAAGAAUUGUCAUGUAAAACAAACAAAUAAAAUGUUUGUUAAAUUACAAUGCGUUCAUUCAAUAAAAUUCGUAUUUAAUGUCUAUUAACGACAUCAGACAAUUAUGACUAUUCUUGUUGAUUCCUCCUGUAUGUAUUGUAUAUUCUGGAUAAACUCGAAAGUAUGUAUAGUAUUAUGAAUAUUUGUCUCUUUCAAACGAUUAAUUUUCCUUAACGAAAAGUAUACUAAAGUGUAAUUAAAUUUACUUUACACUACGAUAAACCUCUCCUUUUAACUGUUAAGAUUUCAGAAAUUGACUCUUCGUCUCUUUCCACCUAUCAGACCAUACAUGUUUCGAUGUUUUAUUGAAAUUUUAAAAUGCUAUGUAUUUUGUCAUUUUACAAUUGUACAGGUACACAUUUAAAUAUGAUAUACGAGACAUUUUAUUAUUGGUAUAAAUGUGAGACUUGUGUACUCUAAGAAAUAAGAGGUAAUCAUUCACAGCUCUGAAGCCAUUAAGGAAAAUAUUAAUUAUUGGAAUAUAAUAAAGAGAUCGAUAUAUAACGAAUGAUCAUCUUUUGUAUAAGGAUAAAAUUAAAAUACAGUGUUAAGUAGACAAUAUGAUAUUUCUGUAAGAAAACGCCAUUGUUAUUGCAAUGCACGAAAUUUUAGAAAAAUUGUAAAUACCACCAACAAAUUAUACUAUUUUGAUAUGCUAUCGCGCGUAGAAUUUCUUUGAAUGAUGGAAUGAAUGAUGGAGUUGUACGUGUGACUGUUCUUUUAGGGGGAGAUACGGAAAGAAAAACGACCAAAAAGAUAUGAAACUUUCCUAUUGUUCCUAGGUUUAUGAGAACUGAAUUAUCGUUUGGAAACGCAGUAUUAUAAAAGAUAUCCUUAGCGUUCUUUAUAUAAUAAUUGAGUGAAUGUAAAUAAUUUCUGAACUUGAGUAAAAUAUCUUCCAUCUUUCUAAAAGGUAAUAAACAUGUAAGCGUUCGAUACCAUCGGCAUAUCUUACCUUAUUAUUUAAUGAUCAAUUAACGCCUUUCAUGUACGCAUAAACUAACAGCGCAAAUCUUCGCGUAAUAUAAUAGAUUUACAUCAUA
This is a messenger RNA of Ceratina calcarata, 4074 nucleotides long. RefSeq names its product FMRFamide Receptor (gene FMRFaR). Bases 1499 to 2869 code for a protein of 456 amino acids. Gene Ontology annotation, cellular component: membrane. NCBI's taxonomy places the organism in Eukaryota, Metazoa, Arthropoda, Insecta, Hymenoptera, Apidae. The record is from RefSeq and is a predicted model, not a curated record. Gene Ontology annotation, biological process: G protein-coupled receptor signaling pathway. Gene Ontology annotation, molecular function: G protein-coupled receptor activity. The transcript has 5 exons.